AUGAAAAUGAAAUACAAAAUCAAAAAUGAAUGCUUGUCUUUGUCAUACACAGAACAACCCAUUAAGUUUCGGCAAUGCAACUAUUUCCGGCCCACCUGCGACUGCCGGACCGUAGGUAUCCCUACCCCUCCGUCAGAGAUUCUUCUGCCCCACCUCCAUCCACCACGAGUCUACUUCCAACAACAUUACACCAACCCCAAAAAACACGAAAUGUCUGCACAAGGAAACUUCGAAUUGCUCGCUUUGGAGAACCCACUUCUGGACAUCCAAGCGUUCGGAGACGAGAAACUCCUCCAAAAGUACGAUCUCAAGGCCAAUGAUGCCAUCCUCGCCGAGGAGAAGCAUCUCGGUAUCUUUGAUGAUCUGAUCCAGAACCACAAGGCUGUGCUCAUCGCUGGCGGUGCGGCCCAGAACACUGCUCGCGGUGCCCAGUACAUCCUCCCACCAAACUCCACCGUCUACAUCGGCUGCGUUGGCCGCGACAAGUAUGGCGCCCAGCUUGAAGAGAUCUGCAAAAAGGCUGGCGUGAAGACCGAGUACCGCUAUGAUGAUGAGACCCCCACUGGCCGCUGCGGUGUGGUUAUCACUGGCGAGAACCGCUCCCUGUGCACCGAUCUGGCGGCCGCCAACAACUACAAGAUUGAGCACUUGAAGCAGCCAGAGAUAUGGAAACAGGUCGAGAACGCAAAGGUUUAUUACGUUGGCGGUUUCCACUUGACUGUCUGCGUCCCCGCUAUGUUGGCGAUUGGCGAGGAAGCCGCUGCAAAGGACAAGACUUUCAUCUUGAACCUCUCUGCACCCUUCAUUCCCCAAUUUUUCAAGGAUCAGCUCGACCAGGUUCUUCCUUAUGUCGAUAUCCUCAUCGCCAACGAGACCGAAGCCGCUGCAUAUGCCGAAUCCCACGGUAUCUCUUCCAAGGACGUCAAGGAGAUUGCCAAGUCUAUCGUCAGCCUCCCCAAGAAGAACAGCAAGAGGGCCAGGACCGUUGUCUUCACACAGGGCACUGAACCGACAGUCACCGUUACUGCUAACGGCAGUGAUGUUGAUGUCAAAGAAUACCAGGUUCACGCGAUUAACAAAGAGAAAAUCACCGAUACGAACGGUGCCGGUGAUGCUUUCGCUGGAGGUUUCGUCGCGGGUAUCGUGCAGGGCAAGCCCCUCGACACCGCUGUCGACAUGGGCCAAUGGUUGGCCAAGUUGAGCAUCCAGGAGUUGGGCCCUUCAUACCCCGCUUCUAAACAAACCUACACCCAGAGCUGA
Molecule: messenger RNA, 1260 nt
Organism: Periconia digitata
Lineage: Eukaryota; Fungi; Ascomycota; Dothideomycetes; Pleosporales; Periconiaceae
Source: the annotation of a GenBank genome assembly